Messenger RNA from Haliotis rubra (blacklip abalone), 2697 nucleotides. Its product is annotated as dentin sialophosphoprotein-like. The record is from RefSeq and is a predicted model, not a curated record. NCBI's taxonomy places the organism in Eukaryota, Metazoa, Mollusca, Gastropoda, Lepetellida, Haliotidae. Bases 1 to 2697 code for a protein of 898 amino acids. The transcript has 11 exons.
AUGAACAGCGAGUAUGAUGAUAGUGUGACCAGUACCGAUGGCAACCCUGAUGGCGCUACUGGAGGUGAAGCCACUACACCGGACACAACCACGACCUCUUACACAACAACAUUCUCACAAACAGCAACCACUCAGGAAAAUAUCACAACUCUUGACACAACCAAUGAUCAUGACACGGCCAGUCCUCCGGACGCAACCAGUACUCAAGACAUAACCAAUACUCAGGACACGGCCAGUACUCCGGACGCAACCAGUACUCAGGACACGACUAGAACUCAGGACACGACCAGUACUUCAGACACCGCCAAUACUCAGGACACGGCCAGUACUUCAGACACAACCAAUACUCCAGACAUAACCAAUAUUCAGGACACGGCCAGUACUCCGGACGGAACCAGUACUCAGGACACGCCUAAAACUCAGGACACGACCAGUACUUCAGACACAACCAGUACUCCGGACACGACCAGUACUUCAGACAGAACCAAUACUCAGGACACGGCCAACAUAACCAAUAUUCAGGACACGGCCAGUACUCCGGACGGAACCAGUACUCAGGACACGACUAGUACUCAGGACACGACCAGUAGUUCAGACACAACCAAUGCGAAGGACACGGCCAGUAGUUCAGACACAACCAAUUUUCAGGACACGGCCAGUAGUUCAGACACAACCAAUACUCAGGACACGGCCAAUAGUUCAGACGCAACCAAUACUCAGGACAUGGCCAGUACUUCAGAGACAACCAAUACUCAGGACACGACCAGUACUUCAGACAUAACCAAUACUCCUGACACAACCAAUACUCAGGACACGGCCAGUACUUCAGACACAACCAAUGCGACGGACACGGCCAAUACUCAGGACACGGCCAGUAGUUCAGACACAACCACUACUCAGGACUCAGCCAGUAGUUCAGACACAAACAGUACUCAGGACACGACCAGUAUUUCAGACACAACCAAUACUCAGGACACGACCAGUACUUCAGACACAACCAACACUCAUGACACGGCCAACACAACCAAUGCGAAGGACACGGCCAGUAGUUCAGACACAACCCAUACUCAGGACACGGCCAGUACUUCAGAGACAACCAAUACUCAGGACAAGAUCAACACAACCAAUACGAUGGACACGGCCAGUACUUUAGACACAACCAAUGGUCAGAACACAGCCAGUACUUCAGACACAACCAAUACUCAGGACACGGCCAGUAGUUCAGACACAACCAGUACUCAGGACACGGCCAGUAGUUCAGACACAACCACUACUCAGGACUCAGCCAGUAGUUCAGACACAACCAGUACUCAGGACACGGCCAGUAGUUCAGACACAACCACUACUCAGGACUCAGCCAGUAGUUCAGACACAACCGCUACUCAGGACUCAGCCAGUACUUCAGAUACAACCAGUACUCAGGACACGACCAGUAGUUCAGACACAGACUCAGCCAGUAGUUCAGACACAACCAGUACUCAGGACACGGCCAGUAGUUCAGACACAACCACUACUCAGGACUCAGCCAGUAGUUCAGACACAACCGCUACUCAGGACUCAGCCAGUACUUCAGAUACAACCAGUACUCAGGACACGACCAGUAGUUCAGACACAACCAAUACUCAGGACACAACCAGUACUUCAGACACAACCAACACUCAGGACACGUCCAAGACAACCAAUACUCAGGACACGACCAGUACUUCAGACAUAACCAAUACUCCUGACACAACCAAUACUCAGGACACGGCCAAUAGUUCAGACGCAACCAAUACUCAGGACAUGGCCAGUACUUCAGAGACAACCAAUACUCAGGACACGGCCAGUAGUUCAGACACAACCAAUGCGAAGGACACGGCCAGUACUUCAGAGACAACCAAUAAUCAGGACAAGAUCAGUACUUCAGACAUAACAGAUACUCAGGACACAACCAAUACUCAGGACACGACCAGUACUUCAGACACAACCACUACUCAGGACACGACCAAGACAACCAAUACUCAGGACACGACCAGUACUUCAGACAUAACCAAUACUCAGGACACAACCAAUACUCAGGACACGGCCAGUACUUCAGAGACAACCAAUGCGAAGGACACGGCCAGUACUUUACAUACAACCAAUACUCCAGACACAACCAAUACUCAGGACACGGCCAGUAGUUCAGACACAACCAACGGUCAGAAUACAUCCAGUACUUCAGACACAACCAAUACUCAGGACACGACCAGUACUUCAGACACAACCAGUACUCCAAACAUAACCAAUAUUCAGGACACGGCCCGUACUCCGGACGGAACCAGUACUCAGAACACGACUAGUACACAGGACACGACCAAUAGUUCAGACACAACCAGUACUCAGGACACGACCAGUAGUUCAGACACAACCAAUACUCAGGACACGACCAGUAUUUCAGACACAACCGAUACUCAGGACACGGCCAGACACGGACAGUACUCCAGACACAACAACUACUCAAGGCACAGACAUUACACCGACUCAGCUUCACAGUGGCACGGCUACAACAGCGUCUCCUGGCACAAGGGCGACAGCAGCAGCUCACACUUCAACAGUCAACACAACCGCAGGUGCGCGAAGUCGAAGGCCGUCCAGACUAUGUCCCUGCAACAGUGGGUUAUCAAACCAAACCUUGAAGGAGAAAAUCGAAAAAAUAAUUUUAGACUUAACCACUGA